AAAAAUGCUCAUUUGCAUGUCCUAUGUUGUCUGACCGAUUUGUUUACAACAACUGUCGUCAAGCCACGCCCCUAAUCAAUGUUGACCCUUGGAGCAAGAUGGCCGCCGAGGGUGGGAAAGAAGGGGGAAACGUCAAGACUUCAGCGUUUUUAAUCCUUUAUUGAGCGACUUUUGACGCUGACAGCCGCGUGAAGAAACACAGGUAAACUAAAGCUUUACUAGCUAUGCCAGACAAGGUGAAAAUGUUGCCCGGAGUCGGCGUAUUCGGUACGGGAUCGCUGUCGAAAGUGAUGGUCUGCAUUCUCCAGUCCGCGGGCUUCAAAGUCGCCGCCCUGUGGGGCCGAACCAGCGAUCUGGCCGAGAAGGUCGCCAAGGAGCUCGACAUACCGUUCUACACGAGUAAAGUGGACGAUGUCUUGCUGCACCAAGACGUGGACGUUGUCUGCGUGGAGAACCCUCCCCAUCUGCACGCUCAAAUCGCCGUGAAAACACUGGGAAUAGGCAAACACGUCCUGUGUGAGAGACCAGCUGGCCUGUGUCAACUGGACGCCUUUAGGAUGGUGAACGCCGCCAGGUACUACCCGACCCUCAUGUCCCUCAUGACCCACGGCUUGCGGUUCCUCCCCGCGUUCAUCAAGAUGCGUGAGAUGAUCCGAGACAACGAGAUCGGGGAGAUCCUCGUCUGCGAGGUUCGGGUCCACUGCGGGAGCCUCCUCCACGAGAAGUACAACUGGAUGUGUGACGAGGUGAUGGGCGGCGGAGUCUUGAACACCAUUGGCUCGCACAUCGUCGACAUCAUCACCUACCUGACCAAUCAGAAGGCGGCAAAGGUGCAGGGCACCUUGAAGACGUUCUUGCAGCAGACUGAGAAGAUCCGGGGGAUCCGACACAUCACCAGCGACGACUUCUGCAGCUUCCAGAUGCAGCUGGAGAAAGGGGCGUGUGCGACCGUGACCUUGAACUCCCACAUGCCGGGACGGUUCUUACACGAAGUCCUCAUCGUCGGGAAGAAGGGGAGCUUGGUCGUUCGCGACGCCGACCUCUACGGGCAGACCAAUGACUCUAGCAAGGAGGAGAUCUUGUUGGCUGACACGACGGAUGAGCUACCGAGCCUCCGUAAACUCGGCAUCACGAAUCACUCCGGCGACCUCCCCGUACCGUACCUCAAGGGACUGCUGCGAUUGGUCGACGCAUUGAAGGAGUCUUUCGGGAAGGUGGAAGAUCGGCGGAGCUGGGCUGAGGAGGCCGUGGACAUCGCGGCGACGUUCGAGGAUGGGCUUUACGUGCAGACGGUGUUGGACGCCAUCCGUAAGUCCAACCAAGAGAAUGGAGGGUGGCAGAAAGUUAACAUCAUGACAGAGGAGCCUGACCCUAACCCAUUCCUGUCCUCGGCUCUCAGACACAGCCAAGUCUCACUGCACUAAAUCCAGGGUUUUCCCUAUUCUGUUAACCUGGGUGCCAUUUACUGACCAGGGCUCCUAUUCCCACUCCCUCACAAAAUAGGAGCCAUGGUAGUAAAUUAGAUGGCAGGCAUGCUAUCAUUCUGUCAUUUAAAAAAAGAAUCUUGUCGCUAGUGGCAAUUCUGU
Molecule: messenger RNA, 1586 nt
Organism: Branchiostoma floridae (Florida lancelet)
Lineage: Eukaryota; Metazoa; Chordata; Leptocardii; Amphioxiformes; Branchiostomatidae
Product: glucose-fructose oxidoreductase domain-containing protein 1-like
Exons: 1
Coding region: 225-1424 (399 amino acids)
Molecular function (GO): nucleotide binding
Source: RefSeq, a predicted model, not a curated record